Messenger RNA from Rattus norvegicus (Norway rat), 2750 nucleotides. The record is from RefSeq and is a predicted model, not a curated record. NCBI's taxonomy places the organism in Eukaryota, Metazoa, Chordata, Mammalia, Rodentia, Muridae.
CAGAGGUGAACGCGGGAGAGCUGGAGGACCAAACCCUUCGCCCAUGGGCGGGAGAGCCUGGAGAAAGGAAUCUUCGUUCGCUUGAGUCGGGUCCUUAAGCGGGACCUGUGCGACAGCCGACAGCCGCGCCCGGCGAGGAGUCCAGGCCUCUACAUGUUGUGCUGGGGAAUGAAGCCUGCGACUUGGACUCCAUGGUGUCUGCCCUUGCCCUGGCCUUCUACCUAACAAAGACAUCUGAAGCAGAAGACAUCUUUAUACCAGUUUUAAAUAUAAAGCGCUCUGAGCUUCCUCUCCGAGGGGACAAUGUCUUCUUCCUCCAGGAGGUUAAGAUUGCAGAGUCAGCACUGAUCUUCCGGGAUGAGAUUGACCUCCUUGCCCUGCACCAGGCUGGCCAGCUCACCCUCAUCCUUGUUGACCACCAUAUGUUACCCAAGAGCGACGCAGCCCUGGAGGAGGCAGUAGCCGAGGUGCUGGACCACCGACCAAUCGAGCAGAAAUACUGUCCUCCCUGUCAUGUUUCAGUUGAGCUGGUGGGGUCCUGUGCCACCCUGGUGGCUGAGAGAAUCCUGCAGGGGGCACCAGAGACCUUGGACAGACAAACUGCAGCCCUUCUGCAUGGAACCAUCAUCCUGGACUGUGUCAAUAUGGAUGCCAAAAUUGGAAAGGCAACCCUAAAGGACAACGAAUAUGUGGAAAAACUGGAGGCCCUUUUCCCAGAUCUGCCCAAAAGAAAGGACAUCUUUGAUUCUCUGCAGAAGGCCAAGUUUGAUGUCUCAGGAUUGACCACUGAGCAGAUGCUCAGAAAGGACCAGAAGACUAUCUACAGACAAGGUACCAAGGUGGCAGUCAGUGCAGUCUACAUGGAUUUGGAGGCCUUUCUGCAGCGGUCAGGCCUCCUCUCAGACCUCAGUGCUUUCUGCCAAGAUCACAGCUAUGAUGCCCUGGUUGCCAUGGCGAUCUUUUUCAACACUCACAACGAGCCAGUACGGCAGCUAGCCAUCUUCUGUCCCCACGAGGCACUUCGAAUGACAAUCUGUGGAGUCCUGGAACAGUCCACCUCCCCAGCCCUGAAGCUGACACCCAUCCCGAGCAUCUCUGCUCACCUCCAGGCCUAUCUUCAAGGCAACACCCAGGUCUCUCGAAAGAAGCUGCUGCCUGUGCUGCAGGAAGCGCUCUCUGCAUAUCUCGACUCCAUGAGGACGCCUGCAGGGCAGCUGGAGGCCGCCUUGGGUAUGUCUAGGGAGCAGGCUGACAAGGAGUUGGACAAGGCGAGUAACUCCCUGAUCGCUGGACUGAGUCAAGAUGAUGAAGACCCUCCUCUGCCGCCCACGCCCAUGAACAGCUUGGUGGAUGAGUGCCCCCUGGAUCAGGGGCUGCCUAAGCUCUCUGCCGAGGCUGUCUUUGAGAAGUGCAGUCAGAUCUCACUAUCCCAGUCUACCAGAGCCUGCCCAUCAAAUAAGUGACCAUCGGAGGCGGGGUCGGGGAGUGUGGAGGUGGUAGUGACUGGCCCGCCUCAAAUGCAUGUUUUGAGAUGUUUGACCAUUUUAGCCAACUAUGUCCAUGGCUCCAGGAUCGGGCGUACUGUUCUCAUAAUACUGGGGAGAAAGCAGCUGCUGUGAGGACGGCUUUCUUCCUCUCCUCUCUGUCUCAACCAGGCAGACAAGUUAUAUUUAAUUUUAUUAUUUAAUCUGUACUGAUUUUCCUCUCUCUGUGGGUACAGUCUGAUAGGACCACUGUCCUGGCAGAGAGGGACUAAAGGAAUGUAGACCCCAUCUCAGUGUUUUCACAAGGACCGUGAACAAAGGCAGAAUCUCCAUGAAUUGACCUUUACAAUUUUUUUAAAGUUCUUUUUGAGACAGAGCCUCAUGUAGCCCAAGCUGGCCUUGAGCUCUGUGUGUAUCUGAGGCUAGUCUUGAAUUCCUAAUCCUCCUGAGUGCUGAAAUUGUCACACAACCCUGACUAGUCUGUUGUCUUGAACAGAUGUCUGACUUCAAUAUCUUUGGCUUCUUCUGUCCCACAAUCGUGGGAAACCUGGAGAGAACCUGAGGACCCAGGUUCUUGCCUUCUCCUGACCCAGAGUGGCUAUGGGACCUCAUAGACAUUUUUGCCAAGAGGGUAGAAUUGACUGAGCCCCGGAUAUCCCGUCUUAGUGAGUCUGGCGAGGUCUUGUCUGUCUUUUCUGGUUUUGCUCGUGUUGAAGAACUUGGGGAGUGUCUUCUGGUGAAACAUCUGCUGUCCCCAGUCUCAUUUCCCCAUCAUGACUGAGGGUAGGAGGAGAUGUGCCCUGGCGUUCUGUGAGCUGCGCUCCUCCCAUCCUUUCUCUCCUUUGCUUCCUUGUCAUCUUUCCUUUUGUCUUCCCUGGGAGGGCUCAGGGUCACUGGAUUGUUUCGUGUUUAUAUGUGAUUGUACAAGGAAUUUAGCCUAAUGUAGCAUGUACAGGGUUGUAAUGGUGACCCAGUGGCGAGCUCUCUCCCAGUGACUUGUUCCGCACGUGUAGUCCCCCCCCCCCCUUUUCAAACCAAGCUGUUUCCCCUGUUCUUACCCCAUAUAAGUUACAAACAAUAUCGCUGAGCAGUAAGGUGUGUGGUGGUUUGGGGCAGUCUGACUUCACUUUAGGGUAAGAGGUCUGUAGCCAGUGGGAACAUGAAAUAUUGGUGCGAUCACUGAACCAAAGGGAUUGUGUUCUGUGACUUUGGUACUACUUUGUUUUGCAUUUUUGUUUCAUAUUAAAUACUUUCUUCCUGUUUGAA